Messenger RNA from Trichoderma virens Gv29-8, 1407 nucleotides. RefSeq lists its product as uncharacterized. Gene Ontology annotation, molecular function: phosphatidylserine decarboxylase activity. Gene Ontology annotation, biological process: phosphatidylethanolamine biosynthetic process. Gene Ontology annotation, cellular component: mitochondrion. Lineage: Eukaryota; Fungi; Ascomycota; Sordariomycetes; Hypocreales; Hypocreaceae. Bases 1 to 1407 code for a protein of 468 amino acids. The record is from RefSeq and is a predicted model, not a curated record. The transcript has a single exon.
AUGGCAACCAAGACACCACUCCCUAUUCGUCAACCACCAUUCCGCAGGAUUGGUCAUUGGCUACCUGAGAAUAACGAUGUUGUGGUAGACUGGCUCCGCAAUCUGCUUAAAGAAAUUGAAAAAGACAAAAAGAAAGCCAAGGGUCCGAUAAAACUCAGUGCUGAGGUGCAAGAUUUAAAAGACCACAUUGAAAGCUCUGCUGAGCUUCGCAUGCUGGCCCAAUCUAUGCUGGAUGAAGUUCCCGACAAGCCUCCCUACAAUGAAGACCCUGUUGGAAACCAGCAGAUCAAGUCUCUUGAAGACCUAUACCUUUGCUUCAACAAAGUUAUGACUUCAAAGGCUCCUAUAUGGAGAAAGAUUGAAUACGAUGUCGGGCUAGUUGGAUUUCCAUUCAACGCCGUUUUGGACUGGCCCAUGGCCACUCCCAGUGGAUAUGCCUUUUUCCUCAAGCCUGAUAUCAAUGAAAAGUUCAAAGCUAUCCUCGAUACUUGGAAGGUGGAUUUUUUACAGACACUGGCAUCUGCAAAAGUCCUCCUACCCAAACCGGGUGACGGAAUCCCCUUGGACGAAGCGUGGCUGAGCCCAGAAUCAAGGGAAUACAUUGAAAAAGACACCAAUCGUGAAGGUGAAAACUACAAAUUCGAGGAGCUCUUUGUGUGCGACCCAGAAAAAGACUACUGGAACUUCAAAUCUUGGGACGAUUUCUUCAUCCGAAAGUUCAGAGAAUAUGACACCAUCCGCCCCAUUGCGUAUGAGAACAAUGACGACUGGAUCAUCAAUUCUUGUGAAUCCAAGCCAUUCUCUUUGCAGGCCAAAGUCAAAGAUUACGACAAGUUUUGGCUAAAGGGUCAGCCAUACUCUGUUCUUGACAUGCUGAACGAUAACAAAGAUUACGCACCCGAUUUUGUCGGGGGCACGGUGUACCAGGCUUUCCUAAGUGCCACCUCUUAUCAUCGCUGGGAUUCGCCAGUCAACGGCACAGUCCUCCAUGCUGAAGUCAUCCCAGGCACUUACUUUGCGGCUCCUUCUGUCACGGGAUUUUUAAACCCUGACGGCCCUGAUCCAGCUUCUCCAGACCUUGCUCAAGGCUAUAUCACCCAUUUUGCCACCCGAGCUGUCUUCUACAUUGACGCGAAGAAAAUCGGCUUGAUUGCUCUACUCUACGUCGGUAUGGCUGAUGUCUCGUCCUGUGAAAUUGUUGCUCCUUUCAACGAUCUUCCUGCAGGAGGAGCACCUGUUAAGAAAGGAGAGGAACUUGGAAUGUUCCAUCACGGGGGCUCGACUUACUGUCUACUGCUACCAGAGGGAACAAAGGCGACUUUCAUCCCCGAGGCCACUCCUCGAGAGGGACAGAAGAAUAUCCCUAUUCGAAGUGCGCUGGCUCGCAUCUAUAAUGACGAUGCCUAG